AUUGUUGCAAGGCGUCUCUUAUGUAACUAAGCAAAUGCUUGCCCCGAAACACGAGCAGCGCCACACUGCACCUGUAAACUGGAUACGGUGAACUGUGUCUACGGAACGGCUAAUACUGCACAGCGGCCGGGCAUACUCGCACCUCAGACAUACGGCGACCGCCAGUCCACUUGCGACAGUGACAGUAUGUUGUGGUCCUAUUCUAACCGUCGACUCCUAGCCUUCUGCACCAUUGUAGUCUGGGCCCAUUGCGGGCUUGCGUCCGCAGACACACCAGCAAACUGCUCCUUCGAUGCCAUCAGCGGAAAAUGGAUGUUUUAUAUCGGCCCGGGAGGCCACACGAACAAGAUCAACUGCUCUCAGCCAUGGCACUCUGUAUCUCAAUGGAGCGUCAUGCUGCAUUUCCCGGAUGUUGCAGUUGAUAAGAACGGUUUAACUGGAUUUUGGACGCUGAUCUACAACCAGGGGUUCGAGGUUGUCAUCCAUGGCCGCAAGUUCUUUGGCUUCUCGGACUACGAGGUGAUCAGUCGGAAACACGUCAUCAGCCUCUGCAAUAUCACCAAAGGAUGGGUGCAUAAUAGCGAUGGGCGGAACUGGGCGUGUUUCCGGGGUGUGCGUGUCUCGGGGCCAGGGGUCGCCGACCCCCCAGCGAGCUACACAGUGGAGAAUGUGGACGAAAAGCGGCUGUACAAACAGAACGAAGAUUUCAUAGAGAAAAUAAAUCAGUACCAGUCCAGCUGGAACGCCAAGAGGUACAGUAUGUACGAUAACCUCACGAUGGGGGAUAUUCAGCGCAGGGCCGGCGGCAGGAAAUGGAAGAAUGCCUAUCCUCCGCCAACCAUCCCUGAUGAAAAGACCAGAGCUGAAAGUGCGAACCUUCCUGAUCACUUUGACUGGCGCAAUGUGGGGGGUGUCUCGUUCGUUCCACCCGUGCGGGACCAGGGCAUCUGCGGCUCGUGUUACGCCUUCGCCUCCACGGCACUCCAGGAGUCCAGGUACCGGGUCUUGACUAAUAACUCUAUUCGACUGGUGCUGUCACCUCAAGAAAUCGUCAGCUGCUCCAUGUACUCUCAGAAGUGUGACGGCGGGUUUCCAUACCUGAUUGCAGGAAAAUAUGGCCAGGACUUCGGGCUAGUAGACGACUCUUGCUUCCCGUACACGGAGUAUAACGAGCCGUGCCGGCCCGUGACCUGCCGCCGCUUCAAGACAUCUGACUACCGCUACAUCGGUGGCUUUUAUGGCGCCUGCAACGAGGACCUGAUGAAGAUUGAACUGCUCCGGAAUGGCCCUGUCGCUGUCAGCUUCGAGGUCUAUGACGAUUUCCUGUACUACAGGGGCGGCAUUUACAAGCACACAAUGCUGACAGAUCGGUACAACCCCUGGCAGACAACGAACCACGUGGUACUGGUGGUUGGCUACGGCUACGCUGGGGACGACCCGGACACCGGCGAAAAGUACUGGAUCGUACAGAACACGUGGGGCGAGAGCUGGGGCAUGGAAGGGUACUUUAAAAUCCGGAGGGGAACGAACGAGUGUCACAUUGAAAGUAUGGCUGUAGCGACACUGCCUCGUCCAUAAAGCAAAUAAUAACACCAUACUUAGCUAGAUCCAUCCGUUGGAGUGAGAACAGGAUACAAAAGUGGAUACAAAGUGGUCAUUCUAAUGACCAUGCAGAUUAGUGAAAUUUAUCAUUUCAAGUUUACCACGCUGGUAUUCACCUUAGACACGGUUUGAAACCUCCCACAUAUUAUUUGGCCUUCAAACCAACCACAGUAGAAACAGAACAACCGUCAAUGCGUGGUACCCUGACGUCACUACACGCCUAUCUAGUCUUUCUAUGUCCUGGGCGUUGUAAGAGCUUGCUUAUUGGCACAAUAAAAACAAAAGCACUAAACCUCUUCAACAUUUGCAGUGCAUCAUGGGACUGAAUACCAACGAGCCAUAUAUGAACCUAAGGAAGUGAAGCAGCCAGGUGAAGUGAACCGAUCAAACGUAAAGUAACAUCUUCUUCAGAAAAGUAGUGAAGUACCUUUUGAUCAAGUCGCUGAUAACUGCAUAGAACAUAUAUAUCAUUAUAUACACAUAUGAACUGGCAAUUCGGUCACUAGUGCACGUCUAUGUCCCUGAGGGGCCGUAAGUGACCAGAAGGGGGUCUUAUUUUCCUCAGCCUUCGGCCUCGGGGCUUCUUGUCACUCACAGGCCCGAAGGGCAUAGGUGUGUACCGAAUUUGGCCAGUUGGUAUGUGUUUAAUAACACACUUCAAACUAGAAAAAUGGUCUUUCAGGGUUUAAACUGUUUUAAUUCAACUUUCUAUGGCAUUUCAAAAAUUGAAGAAAAAAAAUUAAAGGCUCAUUUUUUAGUGUCCCGUGACGCAGUCUAAUUUUGAGUUGCUAUAGGGCCCUCAACAAGGAAGAGAAUUUUUCCAGAAUUUGAACUGUUUAAAUUCAACUUUUCACCCAAUAUCAUUUCCAAAAAUUUCGUUUUAAAAUGAACCAUAGCAACCUCCAGAGGGCGCAAUAACCAGUCAAGACUAUAGUGCCUGACCGGGCACUAGACGCUAGAUUUGAUGCGCACGCAUGUCUAAGGGCGUGUCGAGUCACACUGAUGCCAAAUUCAUCUACUAACCCAUAUUAGUGAACCACGCUUGACAGUAUUUCAGCCAACCAAGAUAAAGAACAGGAAGAUGUGCGGUUUAGCAAUUGUACUAAUAAAAAAGACACGGUCCAGUCACUGUACGUUAAAAAAUUAAAAACGUGAUUGAUUGCAAAAAUGCAUAAUUAGCGUUAUCUGUCGUUCAAUUCCAUGAUGCAUUGCAAAUGUUGAAAAGGUUUAUUGCUGCUCUUCUAAAGGUAUGCCAUAUUGCAUAUUAAAAGCUUGUGUAUUUGGCUAGUUUAGCAUUAUAAUGAUGCACGUGACGCAUGCAUACAGCUAAUAAUAUAAAGUAUUAAAAAAUAUGGUACCAAAAGCCUUAUCUUAGAGUUAAGCAGGUGAUAAAACAACCUCAUGGGUUAUCACUCUUGCUGUUUUUUGUAAAUAGGCUUAAGAAUAAUUAUCAUUUUCAAAUACGCAUUUAUAUCAAUUUCUGUAUGCCUCCCUUCCAAGACCCGUUCUGACAAUUACAUCCGGUGCUUCGCAGUGUCAUAUUGUAUUGGUUUAUUUGAGGUUCAUAACUGUAAUGUAAAACUGUUUAAUUGUUUGGGGUUUUUUAAACGUGAAGUUGGGAUGAGGAUUGCUUGGUUAGAGUUUUGACCAGACAGCAAAGAAAAUUCAUGCUUUUGUGUGACAAGUAAAAUGUUCUCACUUGACAAUGGCCGCACAAAGGCCAGUUCAUACUUUUAAGAAAACGGAAAAGCGACGCCAAUCUGACGCCGGGAAGAAAGUGUUUAAAGUUUGCGCUUUGGUAACACGAUGUCACAAUUUCGCUUUCACAAUCGCUAUCGCACCUAGAAUGAACCGGCCUUUAAAAGUUGUGAUCAUUUUUAAAGUUUCUUGAAACGUCUACGCGUAGAUGCCAGUGAUUAUUUUAUAUAAUAAAAAUCAAUGCUCACAAUAAUUAAAGUAAAGGUACGUUAUGAAUAUUGACAUAUUAAAUCACUCUUCGCAUUUAACGUGACGUGGUGCAAAGCUUUAUGCAGUAAGCCAAGCCCAGUUCGUGAGAAGGUUAACUGCUGAGUGUGUUCAUUGGGAACACAAAAUGACACACUCUAAUCUCCACUCAGCCUUAGGGAAGCAAAUAGAUCCUAUGCCUUGUGUAAACCUUUGUUUUGAAACAUUGGCUGCUAUCUCGAAUGGCUGGCUAAGGUUUGGAGCGAGUUUAAACCUAGUUAGCAGCAACGUCUGCCUUAAAAUACACAUUUUCUCCACGAACGUCAAAUUGAAGAGUGGAGCCUCUAAGUGUUUCAGUAACUAAUAGGGAUAGAAAACUGCAUAAUAUAAAGACAAGGUAAUAUCUUCAGGCGAAUAAGCAGCCAAGUUAUCGGCACCAAAAAAUCGCUAAAAUUUGCCGGAAAUAAAGUUUGGCCACACUGUAAAAAAACCAACGCCCAUUAUAAACGCAUCUUUGCAUAAUUUGAUUGUAAACAUGUAACCGUUUCAAAACAUUUAUUGGGAAAUAAACGUGUUUCGGCAUUGUGUCUUGUUAUUAA
Acanthaster planci (crown-of-thorns starfish) is the source of this 4145-nucleotide messenger RNA. Its product is annotated as dipeptidyl peptidase 1-like. The record is from RefSeq and is a predicted model, not a curated record. Gene Ontology annotation, biological process: proteolysis. Gene Ontology annotation, molecular function: cysteine-type peptidase activity. Lineage: Eukaryota; Metazoa; Echinodermata; Asteroidea; Valvatida; Acanthasteridae.